AAUUCUCCUCCUCUUUUCCUUCCUCUUCUGCAGCGCCAGCGCCAGCGCCGACCGAACCCAACGCCAACGGCACGGCAAGCCAAGCGAAGCGGAGCAAGGGUUUGCUCGCCCCACACCCGUCCCGCGGCCGAGGCUCUGCUUCUCAUCGUGACAAGCCUGGCGAACUGCCAUGGACCUGGUGGGAUCCUUGCUCCUGAGCAUGGCACGUCUGCUUGACCCAUCCGGUCUCCACUUCGUGGGCUGGCUCGUCACCGCGGGCUCCAUUGGUCUUGCCGCACUCAUCUACGCUCUCCUCAGGCUGCAGCGUGAGGCGGCGUUGUACUGGACCAAGGCGACCAGGGAGAAGCGUGCCGCAUGGAGGAGAUUGCGGUGCCCUAGCUCCUGCCACUCGUGGUCUGAGGACUACUUCCACGGUGGCCAGCCAUCGACAUGCUGCGUUUGCCUGUCGUCCCUUGGCUCCACGCAGGGCGUCGACAUGGUUCACCGCUGCUCUGUUUGCGGCGUGGCUGCACACUCAAACUGCUCUCCCCGUGCAGAGAAGGAUUGCAAGUGCGUUGCACAGGCUGGCGCUUCGCCCUUGCUGCAUCACUGGUCUGAGAGGUGGGUGGAGCUGGAUGACAACCCGGAGAUAUCCUCCUCCUGUUACUACUGUGAUGAGCCGUGCGGUGUGCCUUUCCUUGGAGUCUCUCCUAUAUGGCGUUGCCUGUGGUGCCAGCGGCAGAUCCAUGUUGAUUGCCAUGCAAAACUGUUGAAGGAAACCGGAAACACUUGUGAUCUUGGCCUUCUCAGGAGGCUUAUAGUUCCUCCCCAAUCAGUGAAAGAAAUUGGUCAAGGUUCAGGAAUUAGUGGAAUGCUGAACUCAAUCAAGGACGGGUUUGCCAAUUCAACAGUUGGGAACCGUAGGAGGUCACGCAACAAGAAGCGCAUGAAUAACCAUCCUGGUGGCAAGAUAAAUUCCAUUCCCACAAAAUUCUCAGUCAUUGAUUCAGUGCUUGAAGGAUUUGCUAGAUUGAAGGGCCUGGAUGGGAAGUAUGCACUAGCAAAGCCUUUAUCUCAACAUUCUGUAAAGCAAACAUAUCGAUCUGUUAUUCCUAAUGGACGAGUCAGAAAGUAUGAACUUGUUGAUUUGCCACAAGAUUCAAGACCACUGCUGGUAUUCAUCAAUGGCAAGAGUGGAGGUCGAAAUGGACCUUCUCUUAGAAGAAGGCUGAACAUGUUGUUGAAUCCAAUACAGAUAUUUGAGCUAAGUGCUUCUCAGGCACCUGAAGUUGGAUUACAACUAUUCCACAAUGUGAAACACUUCAGAAUCCUUGUUUGUGGUGGGGAUGGAACUGUAGCAUGGGUUCUUGAUGCUAUUGAAAAGCAGAACUACGAAUCUCCUCCCCCUGUCGCCAUUCUUCCUCUCGGAACUGGAAAUGACCUAUCACGUGUUAUGCGCUGGGGAGGGGGUUUAUCUUCUGUUGAACGACAAGGAGGCAUAUAUGCACUUUUAAAUGAUGUUGACCAUGCAGCUGUUACAGUGCUUGAUCGCUGGAAUGUAACCAUCAAAGAGAAGAAUGGAACAGAAGGUGAAUGCACCAAGCAAAUAAAAUUUAUGACUAAUUAUUUAGGUAUUGGAUGUGAUGCAAAGGUUGCUUAUGACUUCCACACCACUAGGGAGGAAAAACCAGAUAAAUUUUGCAGUCAGUUUGUCAACAAGCUUAUAUAUGCUAGAGAGGGUGCAAAGGAUAUGAUGGAUAGGUCAUGUUCUGAUUUACCGUGGCAUGUUAGCCUUGAGGUUGAUGGGAAAAACAUUGAAAUUCCGGAGGAUGCAGAAGGUGUGAUUGUAAUGAAUAUCCCUAGCUACAUGGGUGGUGUGGAUCUGUGGCAAAACGACAAUGACCAUAAUGAUGAUUUCAGAUUGCAAUCAAUCCAUGACAAAAUACUUGAGGUGGUUUGUAUAUCCGGGACAUGGCAUCUAGGCAAACUGCAGGUCGGACUUUCAAGGGCACACCGGUUAGCCCAAGGAAAAGUUAUAAGAUUACACCUCCACAGUUCAUUCCCUGUGCAGGUUGAUGGUGAACCAUGGAUCCAGCCACCUGGGUGCCUUGAGAUAUCUCAUCGUGGACAGAUGUUCAUGCUAAGGAGGACAUCUGAAGAGCCUACUGGACAUGCUGCCGCAAUCAUGAGUGAGGUGCUCGUGAAUGCAGAGUGCAAUGGUGUGAUUGACGCCUCUCAGAAGAGAUUGCUUCUCCACGAGAUAGCACUCCGUUUAUCCUCCUGAGACUAUCCAGUCCAGCAACCCUCACCUCACAAGGCUAACUCAUUCUGUACCCUUUGAUGCCAAACCUAUCGUCUCUGUUGAGAAAUCCCUUUGCACAGACGUAAACUGCUAUGGUAGAGUUGGUGUAUACAAUACAAAGAGAUAGAAGGUGUAUACAAUACGAGGAAAUAGAAGUUUCCUUUUGUAUUUGGCUGUACCUUUUGAGAUAGGUCAUCUACUUCUUUGUGGCUGGUUUCAUCAGAACAGCUGUUGAAGAAUUUUGUAGCGCAGAGCCACUAUAACCGCAACUAGGGCUCAAUGAAAUGUAACUAGAGUGGAUGUGAAUGUUUUGUUUGCAAAGAUAUUGAUGCAACUGUUAUCACACUUCAUGAGAAGACCUGAAUUUCGCUAAGGGGCCAUUUUGAUCCUUUUAUUUUGAAGGAAUUGGAAUUUACUUCAAAGAGUAGGUUAUUUAGUUUGUAAUUUGACAUUCAAUCACUUUCCAGAUUUUAUAUAUAAGUCUAUCUCAAAUUUAUAG
This is a messenger RNA of Zea mays, 2780 nucleotides long. RefSeq names its product Diacylglycerol kinase 2. Gene Ontology annotation, cellular component: membrane. Gene Ontology annotation, biological process: phospholipase C-activating G protein-coupled receptor signaling pathway. Gene Ontology annotation, molecular function: ATP-dependent diacylglycerol kinase activity. The transcript has 8 exons. Bases 170 to 2263 code for a protein of 697 amino acids. Lineage: Eukaryota; Viridiplantae; Streptophyta; Magnoliopsida; Poales; Poaceae. The record is from RefSeq and is marked provisional.